This is a messenger RNA of Strongylocentrotus purpuratus (purple sea urchin), 4443 nucleotides long. RefSeq lists its product as uncharacterized. The record is from RefSeq and is a predicted model, not a curated record. Gene Ontology annotation, biological process: lipid metabolic process. The coding region runs from base 767 to 2947 and encodes 726 amino acids. NCBI's taxonomy places the organism in Eukaryota, Metazoa, Echinodermata, Echinoidea, Camarodonta, Strongylocentrotidae. Gene Ontology annotation, molecular function: calcium ion binding. The transcript is spliced from 10 exons.
CGGAUCACAUCAUCGCACAAUACGGGCCACUUGCGUGGAUACGAAGCUAUUCAUGGUAAACAACCAUUUCGUCCGAACCAUAAUUCUUCCCAAGAUUUUUGAAAGUGGUUCGCAAGAGUUGUAUUUGCAACAGGAAUAGCGUGAUUCGGAGCGCGGUUUACAAGUAUUAUCAGGGUGACUGUCAACAAUAUCGACGGAUUUCAAAAUCUAGAUCACGGCAGAUCUUCCACAUGAAGUUCCUCAGUAACGUCGAAGCGGCGAUCACCAGUACUAGCUUGGUGAUGUCCGCCAGAGUUCCGGACCAAUAGACAGGUAGUAUGUCAUUGUGAAGUUAAUGCCCGUGGACACAGGUUAUUAGUGAAAGUGACAGUCACUAACAGCGAGGGGGUGAAAUAGUGUUCGACGGGAACAGUACGAGAGUAUAGCAGGAGGCGGCCAGUCUUACAAGCGAAGAGAAAGACAAAUAAGGAGGAGGAGAGAAAAAAAGGAGGAGGAGAGAAAGAAAAAGAAGGAGGACGGGGAAGGAGAAGAGGAAGGAGGAGAAGAAGAAUAAGAGGAAGGAAGAGAGAGAAGUAGAUGAAGAAGCAGCAGGAGCAGAAGAAGGAGGAGAAGUAGAAGUAAAAGGAAGACGAAGAAAAGGAGAGAAAAUAUCAAAGCAAGGCGUAAGGCAAAGUUGCCUUGAAUAUCAGUGAGACAAGGUCAUCAGACAAUUUGUACCAUAAUACCGAACUUAUUUGUAUUUAAAGUGUAUGGUUGAAACGAAACCAUGGGAUCAAAGAGCUCCAAGACAUCUCCGAAGCCGAGAGUUGAAGGAGAAGAUGGAGCCGAUGGCGCCAGCAGCAGCAACAAGAGGAAUCACCAUGGAGAGACGUCUCUGAAAACGUCAAAAACGGACCCAAAGAGCUCCAAACGGAAACCCAAACGGAAGCUUACUCUGGACCCUCAGUUCUAUCGCGGCAAGGAUGUCCUAGCCGUCUUGAAAGCCGAGCAACAAUUGCGGGACAGUACACUGGACAUCAAGAGCAAGCUGACGCAGUCGAAGAAGUCGCUCAGGUCGGACGCUUCGGCAUCGGACGCGUCUUGGUACACGGAUAACAGCUCUGUGGAGCUCAUUGAUCACGAAGCCUUCCAGUACCCGUUUGAGAAUGUGAUCUUUGAAGGUGGUGGAAACAAAGGUUUGGCCUACGCGGGUGCUAUCAGGGAGCUCGAACGUGUCGGCAUAUGGAGGAAUGUCAAACGCCUAGGAGGGGCUAGCGCGGGGGCCAUGACAGCUACCCUCAUGGCGAUUGGCUACAACUCUUGCGAACUGAAGGAAUUUCUUAGCAUGAAUCUCGAAGGCUAUUUCCUUGAUGCGACGUGCGCCUCCUGUAGUCUACUACCAAACCUGCUAAAGCAUUUCGGUUGGCAUCCUGCACGCCGUCUCUUUGAGUGGUUCGGAGACAGACUGGAAGAAAAGACUGGUGAUGCCGAUAUUACCUUUAAGCAGCUGUACGACCAAACGGGCAAGGAGCUUUGUAUCGUGGUCACCAAUCUCAAUCACAUGGAUGCCGAGUAUUGUCACGUGAAGACUUCACCCAACCUGCCGAUCCGGACCGCAGUGCGCAUGUCUCUAGCUAUCCCAGGUUUGUUCGGUGCUGUAAAGAGUGAGACACGGGGAAGUUCGGACUAUUACGUCGAUGGGGGCGUGCUCUGCAACUAUCCAUUGCAUUGCUUUGACGGUUGGUGGCUUUCUAUGAAACCAGGAGACAGCAUGUUGAGAAGGUUGCAACCACUUGAAGACAUCGGCAAGCUAUGGGACAAAAAGGAACGCUUUGGAACCGUUAACCCGAAGACUAUUGGACUCGUCCUCUACAGCAGCGAUGAACAAGACGUCAUGGUAUCAAAGCUCCAGAAGCGAAAAGUGCAUAAUGUCGUUCGACCUGACACGAAACUUUCCAAAGAAAGGAAAGCAGUCAAAGAAGUCAAGGACCAUGCCGUGCGCGAGCACGCCAUCAUCACCUCCGCUUUGUCGGGCUUUCUUCGUCUCCUUGCCGAAAGCGACGUUGACGAGAGCGGGACGAUCACGAGGAAAGAACUCGUGCAGGCAUUCGACAAGGAGGUGGAUUACUUUACGGAGGGGCAGUGUCGAACUCUUUUCGGUGAUAACUACAAAGUCAAUGAUAUUUUCGACUGCUUGAAUCACGAGGGUGACGAUGAGAUAACAUAUGAGGAGUUACAAGCUUUCGCCGAGAAACGGGGCGUGGCAAUCCAAACCAAUUUCGAGGGAUACGGGAGGAGAGAAAUCAAAUCGUUUAGCCAGUUCCUCGGUGCUCUCACUGACACCCUGCUCGUCAAUGUCAAAAGAAUCUUCACCACCGAUGACGAUAUCAGCCGAACGAUUGGAAUCGAUACAGUCUACGUUGAUACAACUGACUUCGAACUUGAAGAGGGCGACAUCAAAUUCUUGUUUGAGCAAGGAGAAGGAGCGGUUCGUUCUUAUCUUCGCAACUACGUCCGGCUUCACGACCCGCCACUGAGGAAAGAACUGCAAGGCGGCAGUGUGACAGAGAGCACUCUGCCCUACAAAGAGCCCAAGCAGCAGCUCCACAACGCAGAUCCCGACCCAUCCCGCGAAAGCAAGUCUGGUUCUCCCGUUCUUUCCCGCACCAAUUUGCAAAUGCACACGUCCCUUAGCCUGAACGCAACUUCGCAGGAACCACUGAGAAGAGCGCCUUCAGCGCUAAGUAGCCUGGAUGGCGGGCCGCCAAUUCUUGUCAUACAACCUAAGGAAGAUACGCGAGAACCAUCACCGGCCAGGCGCGACGUUACGCCGAUGGGCGACCUACCAAGGAACUCUCCAAGUCCAUCUCCAAGAGCUAACGACGGGGAAAAGUUGGUACGGGUGAAGAGAGGAACCAGGUCCCCGAAGGACAUGUCGAACAAUGCCUUUGAUACUCACGAUUUGUGAGAAGCAUCCAGGCAUACAUGUCAGUUUUUUCGGUAGAUCUGAUUUCUUUCUUUUUUUGUGAGGGGGAUGACCUUUUACUCCGUGCUCAGGGCGUCAAUUGCAUAUAGAGAGACAUUGGGUUAGGGUUACAGUUGCACUUGGGUUUUAAGUUAGGUUUAGGGAUAGACUUAGGUUAAAGGGAAAUCCAACCCAAAUAGACAACUACUCUAAAAGAAAGCAGAAAAACCAGAGAAGCAAACUGAUGAAAGUUUCAAUUAAAUCUGACUAAAUAUAAGAAAGUUAUGAAUUUGUGAAAGUUGUAAUCACUAUUAUAAUAGGGGCCUACGUACGGGCACUUCAAUGUCAAUGUGAUGCAUAGUGCCGGACUACUUUCCCUUCUGUGCCAACGUUCCAACAUAUAAAAUGACUAAAAUUUUAAGUUUUCAAAAGUUCAUUGAUCAGGAGGGUCAUUCUUUUUAGAGGACCUACAAUAACAUGCUAUCAAUAAUAUAUUUUGAGAAUGCCAUAAGGGAGAAGAAACUUGCGAGAAAGCAGAAAAUGAUGAUAUGUUGUACAAGGCAAAAGGGAGAGUAAGCCACGUCCUACGUCACAAUAAUUAUUAAUCCACUGACCGAACUACCAAUUUAAGAUUUUCAUAGGCUUGAUGAUCUCAUAUUUCAAACAUUCAUUACUUUCUUAUUAUUGGCCCGAUUGAUUUCAAACUUUUGCCAUUCUGUUCCUGUAAUUUUUUAGCUUUCAUACAAAUCAACUUAUUACAAGGGGUAGAUUGCCCUUUAAGAAUUUUGUCAGGAUAGGGAAUUGACACCAAGCAAUUAUUGUCGCAAGAGCAAGUAUCACAUAAACAAUUUUUGUAUCUAUUUAUGUAAGAUAUCUUUUUGCUUCAAAUAACUGUAUUCCAAACACAUUUGUCUGUUUUCUACUACUGUACUUCUUUAACCCCGUAGUGAUAGGUCUAAUUUACUUUCACAGAGGAGAAACUUUACUUUCAAUGAAUUGAAAAUAGUAAUGUCUAUUUAAAUUCCUGUUAAAAAGACAUAAAUGGCCAAGCUUGAACUUGGCAUCUGGUGUAAAUUUAGUAGAAUACCGGCUAAUGUCUUCACUUGUCUCAACAAUGUUUUGUCUUUUUUACAAAUUUUUGUCUUUCAUGCAUAAAGUUACAUGUAUUUGUACGAAGUGUUUAAAUGAUGUAUUUGUACGAAGUGUUUAAAUGAUGUAUUUGUACGAAGUGUUUUAAAGUAAUAUUCCAUGCAUAAAGUUACAUGUAUUUGUACAAAGUGUUAGAAUGUAAUGUACAGGGAUGCCAGUUAGAAUUGAUCAGAGGGCCUGAAAAUCACCUAGAAUGAGCUAUGUUGUACACAAAAAAGCCUAAACUAUGGUCUGAAAAUAACUUGCCAGGGCCUGAAUUCAGGCUAUUGCUUGAAAACUGGCAUCCCUGAAUAUAUUGUUGUUACAAAAGAACUUCGGAUGGAUUAUAUAAAUAUUGCUACUUUUCCAAA